Molecule: messenger RNA, 7163 nt
Organism: Schistocerca gregaria
Lineage: Eukaryota; Metazoa; Arthropoda; Insecta; Orthoptera; Acrididae
Gene: Tps1
Exons: 15
Coding region: 952-3408 (818 amino acids)
Biological process (GO): trehalose biosynthetic process
Cellular component (GO): cytosol; alpha,alpha-trehalose-phosphate synthase complex (UDP-forming)
Molecular function (GO): catalytic activity
Source: RefSeq, a predicted model, not a curated record
UAACAAGGAGACUAAUAGUGUGUGACAAGGAUUUCACGAAAUUCGUUUACGGAUUUUUUAAAAAAAUUAUUUCAUCUCUUUAUCCUAGCUCCACUUAUUCGUUUCGAUGGUGCUUUCUCAACGAACUUACGACCUUCAUAUCCCCAUGGAAAAAGUGAGAGGAAUAAAGGCGCAAGGAAGCGCAAAUCAGCCACUCACUUAGCCAUUCCUGUUUUAAAACAAGCUUCACGAUUACCCAACUCAGUAACGUAAAUAUUACGAACACGCAAGAAACACGUGAUAUUCUUCACGUGUUCAGAGCAUGCGCGUGGAGUGUAGUUCUAUGGUCUGUCGAUUGCUGUUUGGAAAUGUAAAAUUACGUAUGAUACUACUAGUGUCAAUGGAAACGACCAGUUGAAAAUUAUUCUCUGGUAUGAGCCCAUAGAGAAAAAUAAAUAUUAUAUAAGCUAUCAGAAUAAAUAUUUUAUAAAAAAUUGUAUCAGAUAUAAUUAGUUGCAUUAGAAGUCAUUGAUUUGAUAUCAAACGCCUAGAACAGUUGAGAAACGAAUUCCGAAAAUAAGACGACAACAACAACAACAAAAACAACAGUUGGUUGGGGCGCUAAAAUACUACAACAAAUCUGCUCCUUUUGCUGGAGAAAACUGUCUGAUAAGUUCUUGCAGGAAAUUUCGUUUGUAAUCUUUAUAGCCUUCACACCUCUAGGAAGCUCCGCCCACAAUUUCCUAUGCUUCAGUGCGGCGCGGGCAGAACUUGUAUAAAUGAAGGCGGUUGCUGGUAGCAGCUAGUAAAAUUAUCUCCACUGGUUUUUGUGUGAUAGGAACGUGACCUCUUCAGAAAGGCAGAGUCCGGGUCACGGCGUAUCAAGCAGCUAUUUGCAGUCUGCGUGAUAGUGCGUCGAACUUUUUGUAGCCUGCGAAGAAAACUUUCUUAUUCCUUCACUCAGGACUCAUUAUGGUUGACGAUGGUUUCUCCGACACGGUGGGUGACCCGGUAACUUCGAAAUGCAUGAUAGUUGUAUCCAACCGGUUACCCUUUGUUCUUAAGAGGAACGAGAAAACCGGUGCAUUGGAACGAAAAGCAAGUGCAGGAGGUUUGGUUACUGCAGUAGCGCCAGUAGUGGUCCAGGGUCAUGGUUUGUGGGUUGGAUGGCCAGGUAUUCAUUUAGAAGAUCCAGAUGAGCCUAUACCAGAAUCCAAUCCAAAUGAUAAAACUCCAACUGCCGGCCUGUUGUCCAAAAAGGUAGUUCCUGUGUGUGUUGAACCAGGCAAGUUUGACUCAUAUUAUAAUGGUUGCUGUAAUGGGACUUUUUGGCCUCUUUUUCACUCGAUGCCAGACAGGGCUGUUUUCCUUGCUGAACAUUGGAAGAAUUAUUACAGUGUGAAUGAACUAUUUGCUGAGAAAACAAUAAAAGGUUUAAAAAGUUUACUAGAGGAGCAGCCAAAUGCAACACCUCUUGUUUGGAUACACGAUUAUCAUCUUAUGUUAGCAGCAAAUUGGGUCAGGCAGAUUGCAGAAGAAUCAAAUUUAAGGUUGAAGCUUGGAUUCUUCCUACACAUACCAUUUCCCCCGUGGGACAUUUUUCGACUGUGUCCGUGGUCUGAUGAAAUUCUGCAAGGUAUACUUGGUAAUGACAUGGUGGGAUUCCACAUUGAGGAUUACUGUCUCAAUUUCAUCGACUGCUGCCAAAGGAGACUGGGUUGCCGUGUAGACCGAAAAGGACUGCUUGUUGAACAUGGUGGCCGCACAGUGCUCGUUAGGCCCUUGCCUAUCGGUAUUCCGUAUGACCGGUUUGUCAAGAUGGCCGAAGUUGCACCUAAAGUAUUACCUACAAACCAGAAAUUUGUUUUGGGAGUAGAUCGUCUUGAUUACACAAAAGGCCUUGUGCACAGGCUGAAAGCAUUUGAGUUACUACUGGAAAAAUAUCCAGUACAUAUUGAGAAGGUUACACUUCUUCAGAUAUCAGUUCCAUCAAGAACAGAUGUGAAAGAAUAUCAAGAUCUAAAAGAAGAGAUGGACCAAAUGGUGGGGCGCAUAAAUGGUCGUUUCACAACUUACAACUGGUCUCCGAUUCGAUACAUUUAUGGCCAAGUGGGGCAAGAUGAGCUGGCUGCCUUCUAUCGAGAUGCUGCUGUCGCUCUUGUUACACCUCUUCGAGAUGGAAUGAACCUUGUCGCCAAGGAGUUUGUUGCUUGUCAGAUUAAUGAGCCUCCAGGAGUUCUAAUAGUUUCACCAUUUGCUGGAGCAGGUGAGAUGAUGCAUGAGGCCCUGAUCUGUAAUCCAUAUGAGGUACACAUGGCUGCUGAAAUAAUUCACAGGGCAUUAACAAUGCCUGAAGAUGAACGGACACUACGAAUGAACUACCUUCGUCGGAGAGAAAAGCUUCAUGAUGUAAACUAUUGGAUGAAAUCAUUUUUCAAGGCCAUGGGCUCACUGAGGGAAGACGGUGAUGAUGGUUUACCCACAACAAUGCAGCCAGUGACUAUGGAUGACUUUGAUGAAUAUUUGUCCAAGUACCUGGGCAACCACCACAAGCUGGCCCUGCUGCUGGAUUAUGACGGAACCCUGGCUCCUAUUGCACCUCACCCAGACUUAGCAAUUCUGCCUCCAGAGACCAAGAGUGUCUUGGAACGAUUAUCAAACAUGCCUGAUGUUUAUGUUGCUAUUAUAUCUGGAAGAAAUGUUGUAAAUGUGAAACAAAUGGUGGGCAUUGAGGGCAUAACAUAUGCUGGUAACCAUGGUCUUGAAAUUUUGCAUCCUGAUGGAAGCAAAUUUGUUCAUCCAAUGCCAAUAGAAUUUGAAGACAAGGUGACUGAUUUGUUAAAAGCACUUCAGGAGCAGGUGUGCAGAGAAGGAGCAUGGGUGGAAAAUAAAGGGGCUCUGUUAACAUUCCACUAUCGCGAGACACCUAUGCACUUGCGGUCUGAAAUGGUUGCACAAGCUCAGACUCUGAUUGAGCAGGCAGGAUUCAAAGCUAGAUCUGCCCACUGCGCAAUCGAAACAAAGCCUCCAGUACAGUGGAACAAAGGACGAGCAUCUCUUUAUAUUCUGCGAACUGCCUUUGGAGUUGAUUGGAGUGAACGAAUCCGUAUAAUUUACGCUGGUGAUGAUGUUACUGAUGAAGAUGCCAUGGAGGCUCUAAAGGGAAUGGCAGCUACUUUCAGGGUGACAUCAUCCCACAUAGUGAAGACUGCUGCCGAACGGCGACUUCCAAACACCGAUUCAGUCCUCACGAUGCUCAAGUGGUUAGAGCGCCACUUGAGUGGGAGAGAGCCUCGACAGGAUGCAAAUGGUGGCCCCUACAGGCGCCCUUCCAAAAGUAAGGGAUCUCGAUUAAGUGUUACAAGUGAAAUGUCAUAUACACCACAUUCCGUGUCACCAGAACCUCAGUCACCAGCAGUCUCUAAUUAGGUGGUCAGUCCAUCUCUGCCUGUCUGUCUGCUAUGUAGGGAAGUUCAUCACUUGUGUAUGUGGCUUUUUUUCUCAAGUUUGAAUAUGGGGUUACCAGUAGCGUAUGUUCCCAUAUUUGUCUAUUUGUCUCUAAUUACGAUUUAUUGAGAAAGACAUAGUUAGAGGAUAGAGAGAUUGUUCCCAGUGUAACAUGUUGUAAGAUAACAAAUGUCUACUACUGUACCUACAGAAGUUUUUAUGCAUUUUGGUGCACAAAUAUGUGACAAUGUGUAAGAGUAUCUGGUAAGAAAUGAUACAAGUGGUUUGCUAAUUGUUUACAAAAAUAUUUUUCAUACAUAAUUCUUCAAACAGUGUGUAUAAAAGGAAAGCAAAAGAUGUCAUGAGAAUGCCUUCUGUGUCUUUUAUUCUUACGGAAUACUUAUUUAGUGUUCUUUUCGUACUUGGAUUCUGUCCUCUGUAUUGUGUUCUUGACGUUGCAACUAAAUGGAAUCAGAUUUGUAGAGAUUUUGCCUGAAUGUUUACAUUUUAUUUUGUGGAAAGAUUUAUCUUUUGUAUUUUACAGAUGAGAUUAAAGCUGUAAUUUGUUGAAUUCAGUGAUAUAUGUUUUUAGGCCGUUUUUGUAUGUAUAUUGGAAAAAGAAUGUUUUUAACAAGAGAUUUAAUGUUAUACAGUGUCUUCCUUUGCAACAACUACUCCAGUCACUGUUUUUGUUGUUUCUUCCUCUUUAUACCCAUAAUCUUGUAUGUUGCAUGUAUGGAAAUUAAGAUUUUCAUUUCUAUGUGUAUUUUGUGUGCUGCUCUUCAUCACUUUCUCAGUGUAAUGCAAUCAGAAAUUUUGUUGUUGCGUUAGAGAGAAAAUACCUGUAAGAUGCCAGCAGUUCAAUUUUAAUCUCAUGUAGAAAGAUUGUUUCAGAUAUUUAAAUUGGAGAUGACAGAGUGAUGUUAGGGCAGAUGUGGGUCAGUAUGUAGCCGCUAAUUUGUCCAAUGUUCAGUGCUUUGCAUUAAGGGCUGACACAUUUGUAAAUAGUCAGAGAAACUAUCUUAAAAAUAUGGUUUCUGUAUUCUAUUUUUUUGUGUUUUUCUUUUUUAGUCUUUGUAUUUCAACAGCCACAUGUGUGAUAUAUUGUCUGUGGUAUGUUAUUAAAAGUAUAAUGUAAUUAUGGAAAGGGAUGUCACAUACAUUGUAAAAUAUGGGACACAUUGAGUUGUUAAGUUUAUCUUUUUUGUAGUAGAAAUAAUUGUUGGAGUAAGAUAUAUGUAAUUAUUUUUAUUCCAACCUUAAAUCAACUUUCAGCUUUAAAAUCUGAAGCUUUAAUAAAUAUCUCAAUAUCAGUAACAGAGAAACUUAUCGAUAAGAAAGUCAUUGAAGCAUCAAAAUGCAUACGCAUUUCCAAUUUGAAACUAAACAGUUUUAUUGUAGUAGAUAUUAUAUGUGACAAAGAUAGUGAGCAGAGGCCAGUAAAGAAGCUUAGUUGUUUAAUUUGUGAUAUUCACAUUCUGUGGUCCAUUGGGUAUCUAUAUAGGACAGAGGUACAUAUUUUUAUAUACAUUGGGUGGUAUUUAAGUGUGCCAAAAGUGACUGUCACCAGUUUCACUUAGUGAGGACCCAGCAUUUCUGUGUCACUGUGGUAAGUGGUGAAAACAAAGAAGUGGAACCAAUGUGUUAUAUUUAUUCAGAUGAAUUUUACAGUAGAAAAUAUCUAAUCAUACUUGUCAUCUUUUAUGGUGUUUCACCCUAAAAUCCAAUAUUUUUUUCCAAUUGCUGUCGUGUCUACCAUUUACCUGAUCAAUGAUUAAUGAUUAAUGCAGAGUUAAAUUGCCACCACUCACAUAACUAUAAAUACGGACUCUACACAAGCCUCCAUUCCUCACAGCCUGAAAUUUUUCUAUUCAAUUUAUGAAUUAAAAUGCCUUUUAUCAAACAGAUAGUGUUACACAGAACUCCGUCAGUCACCCUACACAUGAUAAUUACGACAGCUUGAGGUUUCUGCCUCACGGAGCUGCAGAGAGUAUUAUAUCUAAUAAAUGAUGUGAAGCUGAACUAUGUUGAAGACCAAAAUGGUCUGAAACAGGAAUCCAAUUGUAUCAGCCUGUCAUAAAUUGCAAGUUUAAAAUUACAUAAUAUUCUCAGCUAAGAGUAAUGUGGCCAUUUAGUCAACUGCUCAUUUCUUAUUUUGUUCAUUAUCAUUGAGAAUAUUCCAUGUUUUGAAAAUUAUUUUCAAUUUAAAAUAUUAUACACAUUUUUGGAGUUCUUAUAGCCUCACAGAAUUCUACAUCUCGUUUGCGCCCUAUAACAAAAUGUUUGCACAUUCCGGAACAUCUCACAGAAGUAAAAAUAAAUUGGAUGUUGAAUAAAUUGUUAUUAUGGGUUUCUGAUCACUGCAGAAACUGUCUCAUUUCACCUUUGAGAUGAACAUUCAGCAAGAGUAGGGAUUAAUGAUGUUAACUUCCCAGCAAAUCUCACAUUCUUAGCCUAAAACUGCUAUCAAAAGCUACAAUCUACUGACCACAGUAAGCUCAUCAGAAUAAACACUUGCCUUACACCAGUUUAUUAUGCAAAAACCUAAGAAGUGUGAUUUAAAAUUGUGUCUAUUCGUUGUGAAUUAUGAAUAAUGGCAAGCAUUUUGUGACUGGAGGUUUGUGAAACAUUUGUGCGUAUGGUAUUGGUUUCAUCCAUUAUAUGGCAGUCUUUAGUAUAAAUAUUAGCUCACUAUUUCCUGUUUCUUGAGAGGAAAACAUUGGUCUUCCAAAUGUCUUGCGCUAUUUUCAAGGUUCCUAUUUGGAACUGCUUUUCUGUUCAGAAAGGCAGUCUUGUGUAAGCCUAAGUGAAUCUCCUUUUUUUUUAGUAUACAGAUACUGUAAAAUGUGUGUUUUGAAACUAAUCAAGGGCACCAGUGGCUUUUAUAUAAAUUCAGUGUCUUCUAUUUUUAUGUGUUAAGGAAAUGUUGAUAUAUUUUAGAUGUUUAUCAUUGUAUAAAGUAAUUGUGACUUAGUUGACUCACAGACAUGAGAGUUGUUGCAGUUCCGAAAUGAACUUUUUGUUGUUAAUUUCUUUAAGGUAAUGUUAGAAAUUGUUUCAGACAUUUCAGUAAGAAUUGUUAAAAUGAUAUUUUUGUGAUAAAAUCUGUAUUUUUUUCUUCCAUGUGUGUGAUUUAAUUAGUUGUUCUGCCACAGCCAAAAUAGAUUUUGUUAUUGUCCUGCUGUAACUAUCACUGAGUAACCCAAAGUUAAGACCCUCCAUACAGAUCAGCUUUCCUUAGCAACACUGUUUCAUACAUGUAUGGCUUUUUAUAAAGGCUGUGACACGACAUGAAAUCUAGUAUAAACAUUUAAGUAAAUUGCCCUGCAGACUGGGCGUCCAACACAAGCCAUGGUGCUAUUACUCGUGGAAAGGAAUGAUACAAAAAAAAUGUGAUUUAAUUUGUACACAUUUACUGUAUUUAAAGAUAAAGCUCUUGUUAGUGUAAGUAAUUUUAUUAAAGUUAUAUAUGUUAAGUAAGCUCAGUAUUGAAACAAAGAUUCCCUUUACGUACUUUCUAAAAGUGUUCGUUGAACUUAUUUUUAUGACUGUUAUACAUAUCAAGAAAAUGUGACGCUAAUGUUAAGUGAAUGUUGUAGUUUAAUUUAAAUGUUAACACAAGUAUAUAUGAGACUUGGAAAGUUCAGGAAAAUACUCUGUGCAGUUUUUUGUAUCUGUCAGUGGACAAAAUGAAAAACAAAUACAAAUACUAUAACAUUGAUAUUUUUUUUUAACAA